Colletotrichum paranaense is the source of this 480-nucleotide messenger RNA. RefSeq lists its product as uncharacterized. The coding region runs from base 1 to 480 and encodes 159 amino acids. The record is from RefSeq and is a predicted model, not a curated record. The transcript has a single exon. Lineage: Eukaryota; Fungi; Ascomycota; Sordariomycetes; Glomerellales; Glomerellaceae.
AUGCAGCUCUCUACCAUUCUCGGCGCCUCUUUCGUCGCCACGGCUUCAGCUGCCCUCCCUCCCAUCAACUUGGGUUACCUCAGCUACCCCCACGGGAAUCUCUUCGUCGCGUGGUCCCCCUUCACUCCCACAACGACGCAAGAGGUCACUGAGGUCUGCGACACCCGCGGCGCCGUAAAGGGCACCGCGACCUGGACCACGAUCCGCGCUUAUAACACAUACGUCUUCAAGCCCAUCUGCCGCAACCCUUUCAACGUCACUGACGCUGUAACAAACACCACAUACUACAACUUGGAGCUGGCAUGUGUGGACGACAACAUUCCCUUGUACGCCAACCCCGAGGUCACCGCCGUCGUCGACACGAAGACGAACAAGACGGUGGAGACUUGCGUUCCCGUGUCGCUGAAUGGCCAGUCUACAUACGGAGGUUGCAGCGAUCACUUCAGUGGUGUUUCGUACUCAUUUGCCUGCUCCGCCUAA